This is a messenger RNA of Sphaeramia orbicularis (orbiculate cardinalfish), 1508 nucleotides long. It is a transcript of the gene tmem276a, whose product is annotated as transmembrane protein 276a. The transcript has 4 exons. The record is from RefSeq and is a predicted model, not a curated record. NCBI's taxonomy places the organism in Eukaryota, Metazoa, Chordata, Actinopteri, Kurtiformes, Apogonidae. The coding region runs from base 1 to 903 and encodes 300 amino acids. Gene Ontology annotation, cellular component: membrane.
AUGGCUGCUAUGAGGACUUUAACCGUAGCAGGUCUCUUUUUGGCAUUUUGUGCUUUAGGGCUGAUAGCGAUAGCGAUCAGCACUGACAACUGGUACGAGACUGACGCCAGGAGGCACCGGGAACGCUGCAAGAAUUAUUCCAACAAAAGAAACGACCCUGGAUACAUUUACAUCUCCAACAACAACCUUCCAUUACGCAUGUUGCCAAAGGAGAAAAAUGUGGAGAGGAAAGGCUCCAGUGUCAGCGGCGAGAUGCUGCUGCGGGCUAAGCGGCACUUCUUGCCUCCUGCCCCGGCCAUGGAGUCCCUCUGCAGUCGGCAGUUUAACUCCACCAUCACCGGACUGUGGAGAAAGUGUCAUCGGCAGGGGUUUGACUUGGAGAUGGAGGAUUCGAUCUUCAAAGGAUUGGUUCCGCGCUGCACGCCAAUAAAAUACUACUACUCAUCAUCUGUGCUCCCCAGAAAUCUGCCAAUCAAUCUGACGAAGACAAUACGGCAGGAUGAGUGGCAUGCGCUCCACCUCCAGAGGAUGACUGCCAGUUUCGUAGGCAUGGCCAUAUCCAUCAUCCUUUUCGGCUGGAUCAUUGGGGUGCUGGGAUGCUGUAAGGAGCAUGAUCUGAUGCAGUAUGUCGCUGGACUUCUCUUUCUCAUGGGAGGGACAUGCUGCAUAAUCUCGCUUUGCACAUGUGUGGCUGGGAUCAACUUUGAACUAUCCCGCUAUCCUCGCUACAUGUUUGGAAUACCAGAAGACAUCAGUCAUGGUUACGGCUGGUCCAUGUUUUGUGCAUGGGGUGGACUGGGCCUCACGUUGCUUGCUGGCUUCCUGUGCACACUUGCCCCAUCCCUCUACCCUCCACACACCCCUGUGGCGCACAAGCCCAGGCAGGAGAAUGGCUGUGUGUGACAGGCCACCGCACAUCUAACAGACACCUGUCUCAUUCUGAAACGGUGACGAGCCCUGUUCCAAGCACAGUUUUACCCAGGGACUCGGCAGAGAGAGCCUUCACACAGCUUGGCACAGAGAAAGCACAAGACACUGGCUGUGGCUCACAUGAAAAUGAAAGGAGGUGACAUUUGACUGAAGAUGAUUUCAGUUCCUCUGGUGCUUUUUUCUGUCCCUCUUUACGAAUGAACUGUUCAGUGUUAUUGCCUGCUCAUCAAGAGGAGAAUAGUUAUACAAAUUUUCUUCCUGUAAAACCUGCUAGUUUGAAAAAAAGAGAAAAAGAGGCACUGGCAGAAGAUCAAUAGCACAAUCUGAAUUCUGUAUUGAAGAUGAAACCAUGGAUGUGUACUGUCACAUUUCAAAGGGCAACUGUGUAUCAUUAUGUACCCAUUCAGAUCAAAUAUGUACAUGUACUUUUUGAAUCGUAUGUAUGCAGAUGCAUUUGUGUUUAUUUAAGAAAAAACAUGAGCAUUAUGACCAAACUGUGUUUGAGGGAAAUGUUUUGUUGUUCUCGAGGUCUUACCCAUUGAAAUAUUUUUGAAAAAUAAAACAGCCAUGCAAAACUA